Closterium sp. Naga37s-1 is the source of this 735-nucleotide messenger RNA. NCBI's taxonomy places the organism in Eukaryota, Viridiplantae, Streptophyta, Zygnematophyceae, Desmidiales, Closteriaceae. The record is from the annotation of a GenBank genome assembly.
AUGGUUCGGGAGCGUGCGACGGAGCAAGCACCUGCGAGUCGCCAGCAAGGAGGAACCGAUGAAGGAGGAGCCGUGCACGAGGCUCCAACUGCCGUGGGCGUUGGUGGAGGAGCUGUUGCACCAACCAUUGACACGGGAAUGAUCGGCACGAGCUACGGCCAAUUCAAGUUUGGAGUAGAGCACAUCUCCAUGACGCCGCUGCUGGAGGGAAGGCACGACCUUACCGCGUGGGUCAGCGUCAUUCGACCUCAGCUCCAGGCCCGCACCAUUCGAGCGGAGCUGCUGACCAUUGGACAGGAGGUCCAUGUGGCCACGUUCGCUGCGCAUGUGUUGAAGGGGCUGCCGCCAAAGUAUGGUUUUCUUCGCCGCAAGCUCGACAUUUCCAGACGGGAGAUGACUGUCGAACGUGUGUGCAGCGAGGUGUUGAUGGAGGAGCAGAUCCUCUCCAUCGAACAGAGCUACAAGCAGAUCACCAGUGAUGCAUCGGCUUUCUCUGGCGCUGUCAACACGAUCGUGGCUACAACGGGGGUCAACGCGAAGGAAGGGAAGGGAGGAAAGGAGCAGAUGGACAAGAAGAAGGAUGGCAAGCGGGAGAAGAAGCGAGGCCCCUUCAAGGGGCGCUGCUACGACUGCGUUGAGGAGGGGCACAUGGCUGCGAAGUGCCGCAACAUGAAGAAGGAUGCAACGCCCGCGGUAGCCGCAAACGUAGCUGAAGGAGAUGGGAAGGGCGUAUAG